Camellia sinensis is the source of this 1110-nucleotide messenger RNA. The record is from RefSeq and is a predicted model, not a curated record. Lineage: Eukaryota; Viridiplantae; Streptophyta; Magnoliopsida; Ericales; Theaceae.
AUGGCUGAAAUUGUUGAAAAUUGCUGUGCCACAGGGGCCUUGGCCCGUGCAUCUAGACAAGGAACCCCUGAUUCCGAUGAAGAUGAUGAAAUGCUUAAUAAAUUUUGGUCUCCUGGAGUUGGUGGGAGUAAUGCGACUGAAGCCAUUGCUGUUGACUUAUUCGGCGAUGAGUACAUGGAACCAUUGAAGGGCAAAAGUCACAAGAAGGGUCCUCUAAAUAGCCAGACUAACAGUGGCCGUUCAAAAAGGUCACAGUCAAGUGGCUUUGAUGAUGUCUGCGCAGCUUUCAAUACCUACAUACAGGCGAAAAAGAAACAGUCCCGUGCACGAUCAACAGAUAUAGAGGCUGUAAGUGCAGGUGGUGAUGACUAUUCCCUUGAUGCAUGUCAAGAUGCCCUACUAGAGCUUGGGGACAUACCACCGGUCCAGUACAUUAGAGAAUUGACACUAUUCAAAGACAGGGAGUGGGCAGAGGUUUUUUAUGCAUACUCAUGCGCAUAUGUGCCUAGCUAUGAUCCUAGCGUUGUAGUCAAGGGAGAAGUUCUGGCGAGAUGGAGAUGGGAUGGAAGCGCCCACGACAACGCAGUUUUAGUUGACUCAAUUACAAGAGCUGAUCUACAUUUCCCACACCCACCCCAUGGUAAGUAUUAUUUAGUGGAUGUCGGGUUCACGAAUCUACCUAGAUUUCUUGCCCCAUUUCGUUCCCAACAAUAUCACUUGCAAGAGUUUUGUGGCCGUCAUUAUUCUGGACCCAAGGAAUUGUUUAACCAUCGACGUUCAUCGUUACACAAUGUCAUAGAAAGAACAUUUGAUGUUCUGAAAAAGCGAUUUCCAAUAUUGCGGUCCAUGCCAAAUUACAAGCCCACACGACAAGGGCCUCUCGUGAUUGCAUGUUGUGUAGUGCACAAUUGGAUCCAUUUGUAUAUAGCUAUGGACCCAUUCUUCAUGGAAGCUGAUAAUGAAAUGGUGGCAAAAGCAGCAGCAGACAGGUUUGUUGGAGGCCAAGUUGACUACGUUGACAUGUCACAACACAAGUUGUUGUACCGAUCGAACUUGAGGGAUGCAAUUGCCACUGCUAUGUGGGAAAAUCAUGUUGGCCAUAGGUUGUGA